UUGCAUUUUGGCAUAUGGCCUCUGUUCCCGUCGCCUCACCCCUAAACCCCAACCAAACCCCUCCCUCCGCGUCUCCACAGAGCUCCUUCGUCCCCGUCCACGGCCGCCUGCUGCUCGCUCGCUCUCCGGUGAGGGAAAGCCAUUCCUCCUUCCCCCUUUCGAGAGCAGACGACGCGAGGACGCGCGCGCUAAUCGUUUCUUGCCGCUGCAGGGUGGUGACCAUGGCGCCUGCUACUCUGUCGCCGGAGGAAGGAGCGGCCGCCAAGAACGUCGGCGAGGGGCACGGGAGCGACGCGGGAACCCCGGCGAGGAGGCUACGGUCCUUGCACCCGGACGUGGCGGAGCUGCUCCAGCGAACCCGUGACCGGCGGACCAGGAAGGCGCGCGUGGCCAAGGGCGGGGAGGUAGGGCGCGCUCGGUACGACUACGUGUUCGAGGAGGAGUUGGAGGGGGAGGAGGGACUCCCGGCGCCGCCGCGCCUAGUGUGGGCCAAGGUGAGGGGCUACCACUGGUGGCCGGCGCAGGUGUUCGACCCGGCGGACGCGUCGGCGCUCGCGCUCGGGGAGCGCCGGAGGCGCGGCGCCGCCCUGGUGGCCAACUUCUGGGAGCGGACGUUCGCGUGGGAGGCCGACCCGGCCGCGCUCCGCCCGUUCCGCGAGGGGUUCCCGCGCUUCGCCGCCGUGGACCGCGCCCACGUCCCGCGCUGGGGCGCCUGCAGGACCAUGUCCCCGUUCGCCUCCGCCGUGGACGCCGCGCUGGGCGAGGUGUCGCGCCGCGUCGACUUCGGCCUCUCGUGCGACUGCGCCAUCAGCCGCGGCGUCGCCAAGAGGCAGGUGGUCGACAACGCCGGCGUCCGGGAGGGCGCGCACGGGGCCGUGGUGGACACCGCCUUCGCCAGGGACGCGUUCCGCGGCGAGGCGUUCGUCGAGUACCUCUCCGCGCUCGCCGUCGCGCCGCUCACCGGGGCCGACAGGCUCGAGCUCACCGUCGCCACCGCGCAGCUCAGGGCCUUCACCCGCUGGAGGGGCACCAAAGGCCUCCCCGCGUACACGGUUUGGUAUGGCAUCCGCGACAUUGCCGAUGGCGCCAUGGGUGCCACGCCGGCACGCCGUGGCCGCGCCAGUGGCACCGCCAAGAGGGGAAGGCCGAGGGGCGACAGUGCCGAUGGCAAAUGGAAGGACUCAAGGUGCGUCACCUGCGGCAGAGCAAGAGAGAGCGUGGAAGACGCCCUGGAGGUGGACAACUACGAGCCGACCACAAAGAUGGGGAAGCUCAUGCGCAGGGCCGCACGCCGGAUGUCGCUGUCGCCGCCGGUGAACCGCAGAGCCGACCGUGCCACGCCCACUCCUCCGGCGAACGCUGGUGUGAGGAUGGCAAGGUGCGCAAGCGCUGCCGCUGCUGCUGAUCAUGCCGCUCAGCUGCAUGACGUCCCUGUCACCACCGCUGCUCCUCCUCCGGCGAAGCCGCAGAACGGCGGCCUCAACAAGGACGAGCAGCCUCGUCUGACCGGGCUGCUGCUCAACUUCACCGGUCCGACCGCCGUCCCUCCGGCGACCGACCUCAUCGAGAUCUUCAGCCGGUUCGGGCCCGUGGUGGAGGCCAGGCCGGAGGGAUUCUCCGUCGCCGUGGUGAUCUUCGAGAGCAGCCUGGAUGCCGCGGCGGCGUUCGCGGGCACGGCCAAGAUCGCCGCCCUCAGCCCCAACCUCAUCAGCUUCCGCCUCGCCUACUCGCUGUCGGCUCCCGCGCAGGCCGAUUCUCCGCAGAGCCCGAUGAACGCCGAUGAGAUGGAUCACCUGCUUGAUGAAGCCGAGGGAAUGGAUCUCCUGGACCUCCUGGCAGUCGAAGCUCUUCACUAGCUGGCUCACUCAGGUUUUGCAUUGCAGAAUCACUCAGGUUAAUUAUUUUGGAUAGGAGGAGACAGUGGAAGAGUUUACAUGAUCAAUGCAAGCAAGGAAUUUUUGGAUCACUAGGUGAUGAUAACCUGUAACAGGAAAAAUAGUUCAGGAAGUAGUCAGUUGUGUUGCAUCCAUGUGGAGUGGUGAAGUACGAUCAUCACACAUCAGUUACAUCUUUUUGGCCCGUCUUCUGAAAAUUGUUGUUUAAUGACUAUGUUAGUGAGUUAUCUGUGGUGCAAACACAUCUAAGCCGAUGAUGAUUUAUAUCCUAUGUUUAUAAAUCAUAUCCGAUUU
This is a messenger RNA of Triticum aestivum (bread wheat), 2189 nucleotides long. RefSeq lists its product as uncharacterized. The record is from RefSeq and is a predicted model, not a curated record. The transcript has 2 exons. NCBI's taxonomy places the organism in Eukaryota, Viridiplantae, Streptophyta, Magnoliopsida, Poales, Poaceae. Bases 15 to 1856 code for a protein of 613 amino acids.